AUGGAGGCAGCGGAGGCGCAGAGAGGGGCCUCUCGGGGGGGCCCCCUGCAUGGGGGCCCCCCCGCUGCAGAAGAGGAAACAGACAGACAAGGAGAGAAAAACGAAAGCAGGAGCUGCAGCGAGGUGUACACUGCAGCAGCAGCAGCAGCUUCGAAGCAAAACCUUGCUGCACUGGCUGCUGCUGAUGCUGUUCCUGUUGCUGCUCCCCUGGCGCCUAGUGCUGCUGCUCCUGCCGCUGCUGCUGCUGAUGCUGCUGCUGCUGCUGCUUCUUCAUCUCCUCGCCCUGAAGACCCGCUUGAUGCUAGUGCAGCAGCGGAGCUGCCUGCUGCUGCUGCUGCUGCUGCUGCAGAGCUGCCUGCUGCUGCUGCUGCUGCAGAGCUACCUGCUGCUGCUGCAGCGGAGCUGCCUGCUGCAGCAGCAGCGGAGCUGCCUACUGCUGCUGCAGGGGAGUUGCCCGUUGCUGCUGCAGCAGCAGCAGCAGAAGGCUUCUCUGCUGGCGCUUCAGUUGAGCUGCAGGGGCCCCCUGCCUAUGAACUGGGGGGGGAGGCUGAUGAGUCAGGGGCCCCUUGGGGGCCCCCCCCUGAGGGUAACCAAGCUAGGGGAAAGCGCUAUAGGGGCCCUUGCUUCGGUGCAGCAGCAGCAGCAGCAGCAGCAGCAGCAGCAGAAGCAGCAGCAGCAGCAGAAGCAGAUGGAUCAGGCUUACAUUUCUCUCUGCCUCUUCAUCAUAAUCUCUUGAUACCCACUCUACCCAACAGAAGUAAUUAUAUUCAUUUCCUUGCUGACCUUCUCUCACCGCAAGAGGGCCUCGCCCCCCCCCGGGGGCCCCCCAUACCCGGGGGGGCCCCCUACCUACUAACAUCAGCAACCCCACCAGAACACCAAGCGGGGGCCCCUGGGGGCCCCCCGCAACAGGGAGACCCUGCAGAGGGAGGGGGGGGCCCUCUCCAGGGGGCCCCUGAGGAGCACGGGGGGCCCCCGCCUCAGGGGGCCCCCGUGGAGGGAGAAAUGGGGGCCCCUGCGGAGCACGGGGGGCCCCCGGUUCAGGGGGCCCCUGUGGAGGGAGACGGGGGGCCCCCCAGGGGCCCCCAUGUACGGGGGAUGAGACAAGUAGGACGGCAGCAGACACAAACUAUGGAUAGAUACAUGCAGCACUGGAUAUCUAUAUACGAAAACAGCAGCAAAAACAGCAGCAGCAGCAGCAGCAGCACCGAGUGCAGCAGCAGCAGCAACGACAGCGGGAACGAUGAUAGCAGCAACAAAUACAGUAGCAACGCGACAAACAGCAGCAGCACGAACAGCACCUGCAGCAGCUACAACGGCGCCAGCAGCAGCAGCACCAACAGCAGCUGCAGCAGCAACUGCAGCAGCAACUGCAGCAGCACGGAUGCACAGGAUGAAGGGGAGAUGCAUCCUAGGGAGUUGAGGAUAUUUGAAUUGUUUCAGGGAAAGCAAACGAGAAUGAUGCCCGAGGGCACGGAUAUGCAGCUAAGUAUUGAACAUACAUAUAUACUGAAAGCAAACGAGUGA
Messenger RNA from Eimeria mitis, 1527 nucleotides. RefSeq lists its product as uncharacterized. Lineage: Eukaryota; Apicomplexa; Conoidasida; Eucoccidiorida; Eimeriidae. The transcript has 4 exons. The coding region runs from base 1 to 1527 and encodes 508 amino acids. The record is from RefSeq and is a predicted model, not a curated record.